UGGGAGGCCAACAGUGAAGUAAUUUACACGGCAGCCCCAGCCAUGAUGAGCCCAUCCCACCCGAUGCUGGAUAAAGAGGAGGAGGGCUCUCUUCAGCAGGACUUGGCCACAGGCACCAGAGGAAGAGGGAGGACCCCUCACUGCCAACCCAGCUCUGCCAAAGUCUCCACUGAGGUAAACUGGAUACUUCCCCUGGAAACUGGAAGCCCACAAUGGUGGUCCAGGCUAUCCUAUGGAUCCUGUACGGAUUGCUGCUGCAGCCGGAGCCAGGCACAGCGACCCUGCCCCUGCUCAUGGACUCUGUCAUCCAGGCACUGGCUGAGCUCGAGCAGAAGGCACCAGCCACCGAGGCUGGCCCCACUGCCUCUUCAUGGCUGCUGUCAGCCCAGGACUCUUGUGCCCACAACCCUCUCCAACACUUCUUGCUGGAGGAGCAGAGUCUCAAGACCACCAUGCUGGAUCCUCCUUCACUGAGCCCAGAGCUUCAAGGCCUGACCAUGGAGGUGGCGAGACAUGGUGUGUGGGACGGGAAGGAAUGCGGGGUGGUGCUGGCACCCGAUGGCUCAACCGUGGCUGUGGAGCCUCUUCUGGCAGGGCUGGAGGCAGGGCUGCAGGGGAACAGGGUCGUAAACCUGCCCUUAGACAGCACGGGCACCCCUCCGGACGCUGGCGUCACCCUUCCUGACUUUGGAGCCACGGUUCCUGAUGUAAGAGCCGCCUCCCCAGGACUCAGGGAUACCUCUUCAGAUGUCACCUGGGCAGAUGUCGGAGCUGUGUCUCCAAACGUUAGAGCCACAGAUCUAGAUGUCCAAGUCACCUCUCCAGAUGUCCAAGCCUCCUCAGCAGAUACCAAAGCCAAGUUCCCAACCACUGUGGACAGCCUCCUAGUGGUCACCCUGGCCAGAGACCUGGGCCUGAACUUCCUCCAGGGCCCUCAGACCUGGAGCCAUUCACUGGGAACUGAGGGCUGCUGGGACCAGCUCUCUCUUCCCCGGACCUUCACGCUCCUGGACCCUGAAGCAUCAACCCUCACCACGGCCUUCCUCAAUGGUGCCCUGGAUGGGGCCCUCCUUGGAGACUACCUGAGCCGGUCCCCUGAGCCCCGGCCACCCCUCAGCCACCUGCUGAGCCAGUACUACGGAGCCGGGGUAGCAGGAGACCCAGGAUUUCGCAGCAACUUCCGACGGCAGAACGGAGCUGCUCUGACUCCAACUCCCAUUCUGACCCAGCAGGUAUGGGGGGCCCUCAUCCUGCUGCAGAGGCUGGAGCCAGCACACCCUCAACUUCAGGGUAUGAGCCAAGAACAGCUGGCACAGGUGGCCACCCAUGCUACCAAGGAGUUCACUGAGGCCUUCCUAGGGUGUCCAGCCAUCCACCCACGUUGCCGCUGGGUCGCGGCCCCGUACCAGGGCCGCCCGAAGCCACUGCAGCUGCCGCUCGGGUUCUUGUAUGUACACCACACAUACGUGCCCGCGUCACCCUGCACGGACUUUGAGCGCUGCGCCGCCGACAUGCGCUCUAUGCAGCGCUUCCACCAGUAUACUCGCGGCUGGGACGACAUAGGCUACAGUUUCGUGGUGGGCUCAGACGGCUACGUGUACGAGGGCCGCGGCUGGCACUGGGUGGGUGCGCACACACUCGGCCACAACUCCCGCGGCUUCGGCGUGGCCUUGAUAGGCAACUACACUGUGGAGCGGCCCGCAGAGGCCGCGCUGCGCGCGGUGCGCGACGAGCUCCCGCGCUGCGCUGUGCGCGCCGGCUUCCUGCGGCCAGACUACGCGCUGCUCGGCCACCGCCAGCUCGUGCGCACUGACUGCCCGGGCGACGGGCUCUUCAACCAGCUGCGCACCUGGCCGCACUUCGACAAGAACGUGAAACCAAGAACUGCCAGGAGGGCCUCUAGGAGAUCCAGGAGGACCUCUAGGUGAUCCAGUAGGAGGCCACCUCCAACGAUCCUGCUAGCCACAGACCUCCAAUAAAGAGACCAUGGGAAGAAAGCCUGUGUCCAUGCAUCAUCUGCGUUUGCACAUUCUGUCUUAGUUUAGGGUUGCCCAGAAGCAGACCCUGGGACAAGAAUCCUUGUCGAUAAGUAGUCGUCUGAGCAGUGAUCCCAGGACAUGUCAGCUGGGGAAUAAGGAAGUGACACAGGGAAGGGAAGGCAGCUGGGAAAGGGUGCUUUAUCAGGCAUGUGGGUAUGGGAGGCACGUGGAGCUCAAUCCCACCAGGGACCCUUGGGGGACAGUGUAGGUCACACACCGCAGAGUCAUCCCACUCAAAGGGCAAGGCAGCUGGAGUACUGAUCCUCCAACUUCCAUAGUCAUUGGCUGAGGGCUGCUCCCAGGGCAGUGUUAAUGUGUUGGCACUUUGGGACUGCUUGUUGCACGGGCAGUGUGGACUCCACCUGCCAGAGAAAGUCCUCCAGCAAAAAUGCAGGGAGUUGGGAGUGGGGCCAGUAUGCAGUGAAGUGGUACAGGCUCAGAGACAUGGUGGAACACAGGGAGACUCUACCUGUAUGUGCAGUGAGUGGACUGAGUGUGGUAAGAAUGAGGUGGGCAUAGCUAAGAUAUGUGCACCCGCAAGAACAUGUCCAGCACCAGGAAAAGGAUUUUUGACCCUCGCUGAAGACCCUCUUCCUCAGGACAGGUUAUAGAAUGUUCAAGGCCCAGUGCGAAAUGAAAAAUGCAGGCCCUGUCCAAAAAGUUAAAUCAAGCGCAAUGCAGAGCCCUUCUGAGCCCAGUGACUGCACAGGUCACAUGCUCGUGAAGGCAGUCCUACCCAUCCCACCCUAUGAAUUCCGGUCACGCUUGCCUUUGCACAAGCCGUCCCUUCUACCUGGCGUGUUCUUCCCAUGACCAGCUCCUCCUCAUGCUCAGCCC
This is a messenger RNA of Orcinus orca (killer whale), 2876 nucleotides long. RefSeq names its product peptidoglycan recognition protein 2 (gene PGLYRP2). NCBI's taxonomy places the organism in Eukaryota, Metazoa, Chordata, Mammalia, Artiodactyla, Delphinidae. Gene Ontology annotation, molecular function: peptidoglycan binding; peptidoglycan immune receptor activity; N-acetylmuramoyl-L-alanine amidase activity. Gene Ontology annotation, biological process: defense response to Gram-positive bacterium; peptidoglycan catabolic process; detection of bacterium. The transcript is spliced from 6 exons. Bases 213 to 1928 code for a protein of 571 amino acids. The record is from RefSeq and is a predicted model, not a curated record.